Messenger RNA from Fusarium redolens, 666 nucleotides. RefSeq names its product AhpC/TSA antioxidant enzyme-domain-containing protein. Bases 1 to 666 code for a protein of 221 amino acids. Lineage: Eukaryota; Fungi; Ascomycota; Sordariomycetes; Hypocreales; Nectriaceae. The record is from RefSeq and is a predicted model, not a curated record. The transcript has 2 exons.
AUGGAUAAAUCGUGUGAGAUCCCUCAAGGGAAGGAGGUCUCUAACGGCCAAGUCAACGACGACCUACCGACGGCCGAGGCCCUCAAGAUCGCUGAUGCGAUUGAGGUCCUUGAUGGCAAGGGAGAGAAGCAUACCUUCAAGAGCAUUUAUAGCGGGCCAGGGCUGCCACGUCGAGUCCUCGUUGUCUUCGUUCGCCAUUUCUUCUGCUGCUCAUGCGUGAGCUACACCAGCUUUCUGGCCAAAAACGCAACUCCAGAAAAGCUAAAAGAAAUAAACACCGAGAUCGUGAUAGUAGGUCACGGAGACCUUAGAACAGUCGACAUGUAUCGCAUAGACACAGGCUGCGAAUUUCCCAUCUAUACUGAUCCUUCUGAAGAGCUUUACAACACUCUCGGCAUGAUUCAGACGUGGGAAGAGGGGCCUCCAAAUAAGUAUAUCCCGCACUCGUCUUUCUGGGUAGCUUGGUUGUCCAUGAAGAAUGCGUUUUGGAAGAUACUGGAGGGAUAUCCUGUGUGGAAUUGGGGAACGACGAGUCAGCAGGGCGGAGAGUUCUUAUUUGUUGGGGAGGGGGAUGAUAAGAAGGUGACGUGGUGUCAUCGGAUGAGGAAUUCGAGGGAUCAUACGGAUACUGAUGAGAUUUUAGAGAUUUUGGGGUUGAGGAAGUGA